AUGGCAGUGCUAAACCUAGCUGAGAAUACAUUGAAACCAAACAGACCACAAUUCUAUCUCCAAAGAGCAAAUGUAACAUCUUUAUGGGCUUUUCUUUUAUCCAUUUUCAUCUACAUUUCCAUCUUCUAUAGCUUCAACCUCUCUCCUUCCACCCUCCUCAACACUACCAAGUUCUGGUUUUUCAUUUCCAACACUCUCAUUCUCAUCAUUGCUGCGGAUUUUGGUGCAUUCUCUUCAUCAAAAACACAAUCCGACCUCUACGAAGAGUACGUGAAAAAAAGUCAAGCAAAUAGCUUUCCAUCAUUUGAAUCACAAUACCGGGAAAUUGUCGAGACAAGCACUGCACAACAAAAUUUUGGCCAUGGUGUAUGCCUUUGUAAAGAAAGUCCAGAGAAAAUCAAAGAGGUGGUUGUCGUUCACAAGAGCGAAUUCCCAGAAAAUAAAUUGGAAAAUUUCAAAAAGAAUGAUUUGGAAAGGUCUAGUGACAAUUUUCAAGAAAAGAUACCGGAAUUCAGUCCAGAAGUUGACAAUGAAGCUCAAGAGGAAAAGAAAAAUGAAGCAAGAUGUGUUCAUAGCAUGUCGAACAGAGAUAUUCCAGCCAUCAACAAUGAAAACAAGAUUAUUCUAGGCAAGUCAGAGAAUGAAAAGAAAGAAGAAAAUGAGUUUUCAAACAUGUCAGAUGAAGACCUGAAGAGAAGAGUUGAGGAGUUCAUUCAAAGAUCUAACAGGCAAAUUCGGCUCCAAGCGGUUCAAUAUCGGAUCUGCCAAAGUUAG
Molecule: messenger RNA, 774 nt
Organism: Camellia sinensis
Lineage: Eukaryota; Viridiplantae; Streptophyta; Magnoliopsida; Ericales; Theaceae
Source: RefSeq, a predicted model, not a curated record